This is a messenger RNA of Alternaria alternata, 1602 nucleotides long. Its product is annotated as MFS general substrate transporter. The coding region runs from base 1 to 1602 and encodes 533 amino acids. The record is from RefSeq and is a predicted model, not a curated record. Lineage: Eukaryota; Fungi; Ascomycota; Dothideomycetes; Pleosporales; Pleosporaceae. Gene Ontology annotation, biological process: transmembrane transport. Gene Ontology annotation, cellular component: membrane. Gene Ontology annotation, molecular function: transmembrane transporter activity. The transcript has 5 exons.
AUGGACGAGAAGCCUACCAUACAUCGGCUUUCCCAAGCCAGCGAUUCUCCAGAUAGCACGUCCAUUCACAGGGAUCGCAAAGCCUCCAUCACGUCUUUCGGCCAUGGGAAAUCGAAGGCUGAAGAGAAGGAGCGUAUCGAUGCAUUGGCUACGAGUCCUGGUGUGACGAUGGCAUCUUUCGCCCACCUUGACGAGAAGAAGAUACUGCGAAAGAUGGACUUGCGCCUCAUACCAAUGUUAGCUCUGUUGUACCUGCUGUCCUUUUUGGAUCGAGGAAACAUCGGUAAUGCGAAGAUUGAAGGGUUGACUGAAGAUCUCAACAUGACUGGUGCGCAAUACAACUGGUGUCUAACAGUGUUCUUCUUUACGUACGCCUUCUUCGAAGUACCAUCGAACCUCUUGCUCAAGAAACUUCGGCCAUCGAUUUGGCUACCAACCAUCAUGGUAGCAUGGGGUAUCGUCAUGACACUCAUGGGGAUAGUACAAAGCUACGAGGGAUUACUCAUUGCGAGAAUAUUCUUAGGUGUAACUGAAGCUGGUCUGUUUCCUGGAGUAGCCUAUUACAUAACAAUGUGGUACGCCCGCCAUGAAGCGCAGUUCCGCCAAGCCCUCUUCUUCUCCGCUGCCUCCGUCGCAGGCGCCUUCUCCGGUCUUCUAGCAUUCGGCAUUGCACACAUGGACGGUGUAGGAAAUCUUGCUGGUUGGCGUUGGAUCUUCAUCCUAGAAGGAAUCCUCACUGUUAUCGUGGCAGUUAUUGCAUACUUCACCCUCUUCGAUUUCCCGGAAACCGCCUCCUUUCUCACGGAAGAAGAACGCGCUUUUGUUGUCUACCGCCUGAAAUAUCAGAAUUUCAAGGAAGAGGUAGAUGGCGGCGUUAGGGUAGCACAGGAUGACAGUUUUCAGUGGAAAUUUGUCAAAAGCGCUUUUCUGGAUUGGCAAAUUUGGUUGAAUGUUCUGGUAUACUGGGGUAUGUCUGGAAUCGUAUGUCCACUAUACGGCAUAUCGCUCUUCCUGCCCUCGAUCAUUCGCGCACUCGGAUAUAGCUCCUCGACAGCUCAACUCUUGACCGUACCCAUUUACAUCACCGCGUCCGUCCUUGCUGUUGUCGUCGCAUACUACAGCGACAAGGUUGGCAAGCGGUAUCCGUUUAUCUUGGUAUGCCUCUGCAUUAUGGCCGUUGGUUUUAUCAUGUGUAUCGCAGGCGGCAGCGUACCAGGACUCGUAUAUGCAGGUGUCUUCAUUGCUGCUUGUGCUCUUUAUCCGGCAUUUCCAGGAAAUAUCACAUGGCUCAGCAACAAUUUGGCUGGAAGUACGAAGAGAGCUACAGGACAAGCUAUCCAGAUCGCCGUAGGUAAUUUGGCGGGCGCCAUGGCCUCCAACUUCUAUCGUGCAGAGGAUGCGCCGCGAUAUCUUCUCGGCCACGCUCUUGAGCUCGGAUUUAUCGUGGCGGGUAUUCUAGCAUUGCUGUUCAUAGUGUUCAACUACAAGCGCAUCAAUGCGAAGAGGGAACGACAGGUAGCCGAAGGUGCGCAUAACGGGUAUAGUCCGGAGGAGCUGGGCGCGCUCGGUGAUCGGGCGAUUACGUUCAGGUAUUUCCUCUAG